UGCAGCUGCUCGGUGGAGGCUCUGAAGCUGUUGACCGUUCGAGGGAAGGGCGAGGAGCUGCUGCGGAUGAUGGAGGAGGAGAAGGGUUGGGAUUUGAUGAGGAGCCCUGAAUCGCAUCACCAAGGGGUGGCAGUGCUGGCCAGGGCGAUGGCUCAACAUGGAGUCACUCACCUCAGCAGCAUUGUGGAGCAGCUGGCCCCCAUGCUGAGCAGCCCGUACGAGGGCCAGAGAGUCACCACCGUCGCUUUCUUCGGAGAGGUGAGUGUGCGUGCAUCGUGCUGCAGACAGAGUGGCACCCCGCUUCCCCUCCCCCCUCUGCACUCCCCACCAUCCCCCAUGAUUAUCCCUGCCCCUCCAGGGGGGCAGGGGAG
Messenger RNA from Chiloscyllium plagiosum (whitespotted bambooshark), 371 nucleotides. The record is from RefSeq and is a predicted model, not a curated record. NCBI's taxonomy places the organism in Eukaryota, Metazoa, Chordata, Chondrichthyes, Orectolobiformes, Hemiscylliidae.